GACCCGGAAGCGGAUCGCGCGGAGCAACGGGCACGCUCGGAUGUUGAUGGAUGGGCUGGAUUGAUGUGGAACUUUGUUCCAGCAGAGCCCAUCCGUUCAUGAUGCAGAGACUGCUCAGACAUCAUCUCCACAGUAUAACCUUACCUGAGAAAGAAGACCAGAAGAGGGAAAAAAGGAGGAAUGUCUCUUUUCCAGGGGCCGUUGACAUUCAGGGAUGUGGCCAUAGAAUUCUCUCAGGAGGAGUGGGAGUGCCUGGACCCCGCUCAGAGGGCCUUGUACAGGGACGUGAUGUUGGAGAACUACAGGAACCUGGUCUCCCUGGGUGAGGAUAACUUCUCUCCAGAAAUUGGAAUCCCUUCUGAUGGAUUUGCAAUCAAAGAAUUAUCACCAACAGAGGACAUUAAUAAAGGCGAAUUUUACCACUUAGUGAUAUUGGAGAGAAAUGAAAGUUAUGGAAUCAAGGAUUUUGAUCUCCAGGAAUCCUGUGAAAAUAUGCAUGAGUUUGAAAGUCAGUGGGGAUAUGAUGCAAGAAAUUACAAAGAAGUGCCUUUGUCCCAUAACAAAAAUCUCACCUGUAGAAAAGACCAGCAACUUAAUCAGACCUUAGUUACUCUUCCUGAAAAGCAGAGUGUUUCUGUAAGAAAUAAUACAUACCAGUAUUUCAUGGAUGAUGAGCCAUUUAUGAGGAAUUUGCUAAAAAUGGACAAUAACAGAAGUGGUGCUGGAAACCAGUACAUAAACUGCAUGGAAAAUAGAAUUGGAUUAAGUUUGCAGGCACAUCUGGCUGAACUGCAGAGAUUUCACAAUGAGGAGAAAAUGUGUGACUGUAAUCCGACUGAGAAGUCUGUCAACAGUGGUUCCUCAGUCUCACCACUUCAAAGAAUUCCUCCCAGUACCAAAAACAUUUGGAACAAAUACAGGAAGGUUUUUAAGUAUCCUUUGUUACCUGCACAAUACAGGAGAGCAUACACUAGAGGAAUUUCUUACAAAUGUAAUGACUGUGGGAAGGCUUUUAGCAAAAGUGCAAACCUCAUGAGUCAUGAGAGAAUUCAUUCUGGACAGAGACCUUACAAAUGUAAUGACUGUGGCAAAGCUUUUACGGACCGUUCAAAUCUUAUUCAUCAUAGAAAAAUCCAUACUGGAGAGAAACCUCACAAAUGUAACGAGUGUGGCAAAGCAUUUACCCAAUUUGGAAACCUUGCUAGGCAUCAGAAAACACACACUGGAGAGAAACCACACAAAUGUAAUGUGUGUGACAAAGCUUUUACUCGAAGUUCAAGCCUUAUGGCACAUCAGAGAAUUCAUACAGGAGAAAAACCUUAUAAAUGUAAUAAAUGUGAUAAGGCUUUUAUCAAACAUUCACACCUUUGGGGUCAUGAGAGAACUCAUACUGGGGAGAAACCUUACAAAUGUAGUGAGUGUGGCAAAGCCUUUGCUGAGCGUUCACAUCUUACUCAACAUAGAAAAAUCCAUACUGGAGAGAAACCUUACAAAUGUAAGGAGUGUGGCAAAGCAUUUACCCAAUUUGCAAAUCUUACUAGGCAUCAGAAAAUACACACUGGGGAGAAACCAUACAAAUGUAACGUGUGUGACAAGGCUUUUACCGAAAGUACAAGCCUUAUGAGACAUCAGAGAAUUCAUACAGGAGAAAAACCUUAUAAAUGUAAUAAAUGUGAUAAGACUUUUAGUAAACGUUCAGACCUUUGGGGUCAUGAGAGGACUCAUAGUGGAGAGAACAAAUGUAAUGAGUGUGGCAAAGCCUAUACGAAUCUUGCUCAGCAUAAGAAAAUCCAUACUGGAGAGAAACCUUAUGAAUGUAAUGAGUGUGGCAAAGCUUUUAUGAGGCAUCAGAAAAUACAUGUGAAAAGAAAGAGUAUAAACUAUAUCAUUUGUGGUGGUGCUUUUAUUCAAAGUUUAAGCUUUGGGUGUCAUGAAAGAACUCAAAGUGGAAAGAAACCUUGCACGUCCAUCACCGAUACUGACCACCCGGCUUUAACUUCAUUAAACAAGGAGCUGUCACUGUCCGGGUCUCGGUCGCCCCACGAGGACCCCCGGCCCCAGGUAGCAUCGCUGCUUCGCCUCUCCCGCUGGAGGCCAAUCUCCACCGCUCCAUGGGCUAAAAAUGUUUCCAUGGGCACCGCGAUCAACUUGUCAAAUACCACCACUCCCAACAGAAGCGGCCCACCCUUCCCUAACCUUGUGCCCAGCCUGGCUCCAAACGACACCAGCGGGACUGGAAGGAAUCCAAAAGCAGAACCCGAAACCGCGGGGCAGGAAGGACAAACAGAAGACCAAACGGCAGGUCCCCGUGUGGUGCAAGGCUGGAGACCUAACGCGCCGGGGUCCCGCCCACACCCGCCGCUUCCGCAACCGCCCCGGCUCCGCCCUGAGAGCGCCCCGGCUGACCGACGAGACCCAUGCGCAUGCGCGCUUUCCUGCAGACCCGGAAGCCGACUUCCCGGAGCAACGGGGCGGUUGACCUUCAGGGAUGUGGCCAUAGAAUUCUCUCAGGAGGAGUGGGAGUGCCUGGACCCUGCUCAGAGGGCCUUGUACAGGGACGUGAUGCUGGAGAACUACAGGAACCUGGUCUCCCUGGGUGAGGAUAACUUCCCUCCCGAAGUCGGAAGCCCUUCAGCUGGAUUUGUAAUCAAGGAAUUAUCACCAAUAGAGGACAUUAAUAAAGGAGAAUUGUGCCACCUGGUAAUACUGGAGAGAAAUGAAAGUCAUGGCAUCCAGGAUUUUGAUCUCAAGGAAGUCUGGGAAAAUAUGCAUGAGUUAGAGACUCAGUGGGAGUAUGAUGCAAGAAAUUACAAAGAAGUGCCUUUGACCCAUGACAAAAAUCUCACUUGUGGAAAAGACCGGCAACUUAAUCAGUCCUCAGGUACUCUUCCUGAAAAGCAGAGUGUUUCUGUAAGAAAUAAUAUGUACCAGUAUUUCAUGCAUGAGGAGCCAUUUAUGAGGAAUUCGUUAAAACUGGGCAGUAACAGAAGUGGUUCUGGAAACCAGUACAUAAACUGCGUGGAAAAUAGAACUGGAUUAAGUUUGCAGGCACAUUUGGCUGAACUCCAGAGAUUUCACAGGAAGGAGGAAAUGUAUGAAUGUAGUAAUCCAAUUGAGAAGUCUGUCAGCAAUGGUUCCUCAGUCUCACCACUUCAAGGAAUUCCUCCCAGUACCAAAAACAUUUGGAAUAAAUCUAGGAAGAUUUUUAAAUAUCCUUUGUUACCUGCACAAGACAGAAGAGCAUACACUAGAGGAAAAUCUUACAAAUGUAAUGACUGUGGGAAGGCUUUUAGCAAAAGCUCAAAUCUCAUGAGUCAUGAGAGAAUUCAUUCUGGACAGAGACCUUACAAAUGUAAUGACUGUGGCAAAGCCUUUAUGGAGCGCUCACAUCUGACUCGACAUAAGAAAAUCCAUACUGGAGAGAAACCUUACAAAUGUAAUGAAUGUAGCAAAGCCUUUGCUGAGCGUUCAGGCCUUACUCAACAUGAGAAAAUCCAUACUGGAGAGAAACCUUACAAAUGUAAUGAGUGUGGCAAAACUUUUAAGCAGUGCUCCCACCUCAUUAGACAUCAGGAUACACAUCCUGGAGAGAAACCAUACAAAUGUGAUGUAUGUGGCAAGGCUUUUAUCCAAAGCUAUAACCUUAUAGAACAUCAGAGGAUCCAUACAGGAGAAAAACCAUAUAAAUGUAGAAAAUGUCAUAAGGCUUUUAGCAGACGUUCAAACCUCUGGGGUCAUGAAAGAACUCAUACUGGACAGAAACCUUACAAAUGUAAUGAAUGUGGCAAAGCUUUUACCAAAUUUUCAAAUCUUACUACACAUCAGAAAAUACACACUGGAGAGAAACCAUACAAAUGUAAUGUGUGUGACAAGGCUUUUAUCCAAAGUUCAAACCUUACUGACCAUCAGAGAAUUCAUACAGGUGAAAAACCUUAUAAAUGUAAUAAAUGUGAUAAGUCUUUUAUCAAACGUUCACAUCUUUCGGGUCACGAGAGAACUCAUACUGGAGAGAAACCGUUCAAAUGUACUGAGUGUGGAAAAGCCUUUACGGAACGUUCACAUCUUACUCAGCAUAAGAAAAUCCAUACUGGAGAGAAACCUUAUAGAUGUAAUGAGUGUGGCAAAGCUUUUACCCAAUUUGCAAACCUUACUAGGCAUCAGAAAAUACAUAGUGAAAAGAAACAGCAUAAACCUAAUAUGUGUGGCAGUGCUUUUAUUCAAAGCUCAAGCUUUGGGGAUCAUCAAAGAACUCAUAGGAGAAAGAAACCUUGCAAAUAAAAAGAGCAAGGCUUACUCAACGGCAGAGAUUCCAUCAUGGAGAGGAACCAUAUGAAACUAACAUGUGGCAAAGCUUGUAACCAUGGCUCACACCUCCCCGAUAUCAGAAUAUAAAUCUCUAAAAGAAAGCACACAAAUGGAUUGUAUGGCAAGGCUUAUCCAAAGCUUAUUAUGUCUUGUGAAUGUAAUUUUUACUAGAGGGAAACCUUACAAAUGUAAUGAGUAUGAUCAGGUUUAUAAAAAAUGUACAGAUUGGGGAGGGGGGUAAAAUAGGUGGAUGGGAUUAAGAGGUACAGACUUCCAGUGAUUAAAAAAAACCCAAAAUGUA
Leopardus geoffroyi (Geoffroy's cat) is the source of this 4606-nucleotide messenger RNA. RefSeq lists its product as uncharacterized. Lineage: Eukaryota; Metazoa; Chordata; Mammalia; Carnivora; Felidae. Gene Ontology annotation, biological process: negative regulation of transcription by RNA polymerase II. The record is from RefSeq and is a predicted model, not a curated record. Gene Ontology annotation, molecular function: DNA-binding transcription repressor activity, RNA polymerase II-specific.